UUUCUCUGUCAUCUCGGCGUCCCCUCUUUCUCCUUUUUUUGUUUCUUUAUAUCUUUUGGUAGCGCUAUACAAUGGCUUCCUCAGUGGACACGCCGAUUCCCCUGUGGCUGGACUGUGAUCCGGGCCACGAUGAUGCUUUCGCCAUCCUUCUUGCUGCACACCAUCCCGCGCUGAAGCUUCUCGGUAUUACCACCAUUCACGGCAAUGCCUCCCUGGAGAACACCACUAUCAAUGCCACUCGGGUCUUGGAGGCCAUCGGCCGGCCAGAGAUCCCCGUGUACCCCGGAAGCAAGAAGCCAUUCUGCAGACCUGCUCUCCAUGCGCCCAAUAUCCACGGUGACUCUGGUCUGGACGGUACCGACCUCCUGCCCAAGGCCUCGACGGCCCCGAUCACAGAUAAGAACCCCAUUCUGGCCAUGCGGGAUGCCCUCAUGGCGCACCCCAAGGGUACACCAUGGGUUGUUGCAACCGGCACCCUGACCAACGUUGCCCUGUUGUUCGCGACUUUCCCCGAGGUUGCGGAGCACAUUGCCGGUCUGACCAUCAUGGGUGGAGGUGUUGGUGAAGGAUUCACCGACGCUCCCAUGAGCAGACUCGAAGGUCAAGAAAACAGAAUUGGCAACGUAACGCCUCUUGCUGAGUUCAACAUCUACUGUGACCCCGAAGCCUCCCAAGCCAUCUUCAGCGACCCAGUCGUUGCAUCCAAGACCACCCUGAUCACUCUCGACCUCACCCACCAAGUCCUUGCCGACCAGAGCGUCCGGAACCUCGUCCGCCACGGCGUGGACGAUGCCUCCGUCGAGCCCACUACCCUGCGUCAGAUGCUAUACGAGCUCCUGAUCUUCUUCGCCAAUACUUACGAAACCGUCUUCGGUCUUUCCACUGGUCCUCCCCUGCACGACCCCCUUGCUGUGGCGGUCAUCCUGUCGACCUUGAACCCUGCCUACGCGAAGAGUCACCCCGACCAGGUCCUGAAAUUCGACGACCGCGGCGGAGAGCGCUUCUCCGUCAAUGUCAUUACGGACGGACUCCAUGGAACUGACAUUGCGCUGGUGGGCUCGCUGGGUCGGUCUGUAGUUGAGGCGAACCCUAACGCGGUUUGCAUUCCCCGUGGUGUGGAUUUGGAUGCGUUCUGGAAUAUGAUCAAUGACUGCAUCAAACGGGCGGAUCAGUGCAAUGCGGCAAGGAAGGCCUAAUGAUGUUUCUGCGACAUGUGCCAUGCAGGAACUUUCUUCCUUUGGAGGCGACCUUUGAUGAUAGACUAUUGAGAAAUGCUCCUCAAUGAAUAGUACAUAGACUUUUUAGACGAACAGAAAUACUGCAUAGCCCGU
Molecule: messenger RNA, 1331 nt
Organism: Aspergillus vadensis CBS 113365
Lineage: Eukaryota; Fungi; Ascomycota; Eurotiomycetes; Eurotiales; Aspergillaceae
Product: uridine-cytidine N-ribohydrolase
Exons: 5
Coding region: 72-1196 (374 amino acids)
Biological process (GO): purine nucleoside catabolic process
Cellular component (GO): cytosol
Molecular function (GO): purine nucleosidase activity
Source: RefSeq, a predicted model, not a curated record